Echinops telfairi (small Madagascar hedgehog) is the source of this 3214-nucleotide messenger RNA. It is a transcript of the gene CDCA2, whose product is annotated as cell division cycle associated 2. Gene Ontology annotation, biological process: regulation of chromosome segregation; regulation of mitotic nuclear division. Bases 83 to 3052 code for a protein of 989 amino acids. Lineage: Eukaryota; Metazoa; Chordata; Mammalia; Afrosoricida; Tenrecidae. Gene Ontology annotation, cellular component: chromosome; nucleus. The record is from RefSeq and is a predicted model, not a curated record. The transcript is spliced from 15 exons.
CAUGGCGGCCCGUCUAGCGAGCUACGGUUGAUGCCUCACGCCGAAACUUCCCGACGAUCUAGGCGUCUGGAACCCUCCAGAGAUGGAUUCCCAUUCCAAAGUCAUGGAGCCCCUAGAAACCAAGGAUGAGGAACCUGCUGUUCACAACUCUGAAAAUGCCUCUUCCAUUUUGACAAAUGGGAUGCUUGUAACUCCUCAGAAACCUGCCACCGAAGCGACUCCUAAUCGUUGUGAGACACCUGUAUUUAAAUCACCACUAAACUUUUCUACUGUAACCGUAGAGCAAUUGGGAAUUACACCGGAAAGCUUUGUUAAAAACUCUUCAGGAAAGUCAUCAGCCUAUCUGAAAAAAGCUAGACGACGUUCUGCAAUUGGUGCCCGGGGCUCUCCUGAAACAAACCAUUUGAUUUGUUUCAUUGCUCAGCAGCGGAAUGCGAAGGAUGCUAAGAAAUCUCCUUUGGCACACAAUUCCCCUUUUCAGGGAAGUCCUGUGCUCUAUCGAAAUGCUAAUUCCUUAAGAGAGCGAAUAUCUGCCUUCCAGUCAGCUUUUCACUCCGUAAAAGAACAGGAGAACAUGGAUGAUGGUCCUGAGUCCUCAGAGGCAGAGAGGGAGCGCAAGGCCACAGACAUCAUCGAAAGAGAAGGUCUUCGUGAAUGGCAGCAGUCUGGAUUCUCUGUGAAGUCACCAGCCAAACGUCAGAGGGUCUCUUAUCAGAGCAACCUGAAUGAGAAUCUGGCUGAUGCUGAAAAAAUAGGAAUUAAUCUUCAGUUAUUCAACACUGAUGCUUCUUCUGGUACAGACAGACCGUGCACUGUUGGAACUUCGCCUGCUGAGCUAUCUGAGAAAUCUGGACCUGGUAUAAUGCAGUCUAGCUGUUUAGUUGAAGAGCCUGUUCCACUUUUAGGCCUCAGCGAGGUUUCAUGUGGAAUCCAGGUUGCUGACUGUGUCAAAGACCAAAGAACAAGUGCCGCUGUUUCCCAGAGAACCUGGCUAGGGGGUGCAUUGCCUGAAGCAGCGAGCGUAGACCCAGUUCCUGCCGACGAGUCACCAGCUACUUCAGUGAGUGAGAAGGAUGCUCUGUCCUCCCAGACCUUUGUGCUUCGCUCUGUCCUGAAGAAACCUUCUGUGAAGCUAUUUCUUGAAAGCUUACAGGAUCGCUCUGACAACUGUGGUGAUGGGAUUCAUCCAAGCAUAAUCUCAAAUUUUGGAAACUAUUGCAAAGAACAAAAAACAGUUGACCAGCAAAACCUUAAAGUCCCGGCCUUUCCACAUGUGAGGAAGAGAGUCACUUUUGGAGAGGACCUGAGUCCUGAAGUGUUUGAUGAGUCCCUGCCAGCAAACACUCCAGUGCGAAAAGGAGAAGCACCGCUUAGCAGAAGGGAUUUUCCUCGGGCCGGUCCUCUGCAACUCAACUACUCGCCCGAGCGGGUGUCUCCACCAAAUUUUGAUGACAAGGGAGAGAAUCUUGAAAACAUAGAACCACUUCCUGCAUCGUUUGGGGUUCUCAGUCCUAGUAAAUCUUCAGUCUCUGAGACUCCUUCAGGCACGGAUACCUCCAAUCUCCAGGAGACUGUGUCUUCCCACGAUGUUGGCAGAAUCACAAGGGCCGCUAACAGAAGAAGUCAAUUGACGAGCUUCACAGAGGAGACUAUUUGCAAUUUAGUUAAUACAGAAGCCCAGCAUUGUAAAGAAAAAAAAAUUAUUAGGAGAAAGUCUCAAGAAAUUAAGCAAACCAACAGAGCACUUCCUAAAAAUCAUGUCUGUAAAGGUGGCAGAAGGAAGAAAAAAAAGGGGAAACAGCAGAGUGCGAAGAAGUCUUUAUAUGGGGAGAGGGAGACUGUGUCUAAGAAACCUCUCCUGAGUCCGAUCCCUGAGAUCCCGGAGGUGACGCCUGUGGUUCCAGGAGCCCGGAGGAGGUGUGCAGGUAAUGUCAACUCAAAGGGCAACCCUGAGGAAGUGCUGACGCUCCCUCAGUGUCUCAUUGAACGGCCCGCAGAAGACCCGGGUUUGCCUCCAGACUUGGCGGAGUGUGAUGUGCCUGGAUCCUGCAGCCCCUGCGUAAAAAAGACCUUCCUGCCUGGCUGUGCUACUUUUGAUCAUAAUUCAAAUAUACACACUGUAGAAGUUAAAGAAAAUAUUCCAAAAGCCAAAAGCCAGUUGGAAAGUGAAAAUGAACUUAAAAAAGCUGCGCCUGGGAAUGUAAAUGAUGGUCCUUCGAGUGAUCCUGUGACUGAAGAAUACGUUGUGUCUCGUUACCCCAGACCGCAUUUUACCCUGCAGGCCCAGGAGCUGGGAAACCGUGGUCAGAUCUCGAAAAUUCCCAAGGAUGAGAGCACAGGGCAUGGAAAGGGGGGUGACCUCCUCAUAGCUGACGAGGAAAAACCUGAAUCCAGUCAUUUGGUGUCUGACUCACUGAAAGAGGUCUUCAAUGAAAAUGUGGAAGAAUCUAAAGGUCCAAGUGAGGGUCCGGGAAGAAAAUCUUCAGGCACAAGUAGUGAAAUGACUUGUCAAGAAAGGAAGCAGAGAAGGCGCGCGAUGUGUUACCCUAACAGUAAAAGUGCACAAUUGGGAGAAGAUGGCAGCCACGAACAUGCCAGCAGAGUGGGCACCUCUGUAGGAAUCACCUUAGAAAAUCCUGAACUAUGUAAAGAGCUGUCCGAUGCCAUAGAGCAAACCUUGAAGAGACCCCAUGCUGAAACAAAGGUGAGGCGGAGCACCAGGCUACGCAAAGAUUUGGAAAACGAAGGACUCAUAUGGGUUUCACUGCCAGCAGGGUGUCCUGCCCCUUCUACUAAUCAAAAAAUGAAAAGGAGAACCGUAUGUGCAUUUGACAACAGAGGGUUUGAACACGCGUCUUCCGGUAAGACCCCAGGCCCCCGGCCCUCCACAGCAGACACAGAUAACAGUAAGGGUCGUGCUGCUGGUUCGCUUGAGAGGAGGAGGAUGAGCUUUUGUACAUCUUCACUUGCAAACGCUAAACCCCCGCUCAACCAGGAUGCUGCAGAAAAUCCUUUCUCAGCCAGAGGGAAAAAGCCCUCUAACUGGCUGUAAAAGAACUGGACUCACUGAAGAACUAAAGCAAUAACUCAGAAUAGUUGGCAAGAGAGAAGGUUGCCAUCCAUGUUUAAGAGAGCCUUUCAUUCUUGGUCCUGUUUGUUCAACUUCAGUAUUUUAAAGGUUUCGUGUAAAUAAAAAAUUUUGCAUUCAGCCUAA